This is a messenger RNA of Zygosaccharomyces rouxii, 2151 nucleotides long. RefSeq names its product Ngr1p (gene NGR1). The record is from RefSeq and is a predicted model, not a curated record. Bases 1 to 2151 code for a protein of 716 amino acids. Gene Ontology annotation, cellular component: cytosol. Gene Ontology annotation, molecular function: mRNA binding. Lineage: Eukaryota; Fungi; Ascomycota; Saccharomycetes; Saccharomycetales; Saccharomycetaceae. The transcript has a single exon.
AUGUCAUCGAAUUACUCAAACGAUCAUCAAAAUAACACUACUGUUACAGCCACUACUACUACUACUACCACUGCCGAUCAACAGGUUCCUAGCCCAGGUUCGAACUCGAAUUCGAAUUCGAAUUCGAAUUCUGUUAUUCCAUUACCACCGACGGCUACGAUUGAAACUUCCUCUGAACCACCAAGAACUCUUUGGAUGGGUGAUUUAGAUCCGUCAUUUGAUGAAGUUACGAUUCAACAGAUUUGGUCACAGUUAGAUAAAAGAGUGUUUGUUAAGUUGAUUAGAGCAAAGAAGAAUCUUUUAAUUCCUUGCAGUUCAACAGCAGGGACACAGUCUCAACAGCAGUCCCAAGUACAACAAUCAUUACCACCACCAACUCAAGAGGAUCAAGAUAGCUCCGCUGAGAAUACUCAGAAAAUUAAUAUUAAUGGAAUUUCAUUUAUUGAUCCCGCAACUACUCCGUUGCACCAUGCAGGUUAUUGUUUUGUCGAGUUUGAAACUCAACAGGAUGCUCAAUUUGGCCUAUCAUUAAAUUCAACUCCGUUACCGAAUUUCAUUUCUCAAUCUAGUGGUUUGGCGACAAAUCCAACCGGUCAAAGGAAUUUUAGACUGAAUUGGGCAUCAGGCGCAACUUUACAAAGUUCUAUUCCAUCAAGACCUGAAUUUUCACUUUUCGUUGGCGAUCUUUCACCAACAGCAACGGAAGCCGAUCUGCUAUCACUUUUCCAGCAGAAGUUCAAGUCUGUCAAAACUGUCCGUGUAAUGACUGAUCCCAUUACAGGUGCUUCAAGAUGUUUUGGUUUCGUUAGGUUUGGCAAUGAAGAAGAGCGUAGAAGAGCUUUGGUGGAAAUGAAUGGUGUUUGGUGUCAAGGUCGUUGUCUAAGAGUUGCCUACGCAACUCCAAGAAAUAAUAUGAUGUGGCAAGUUCAAGGUGCUCAAGGUCAACAACCUGCUAAUCCAUCUUCUUCAAAUCCUCAAAAUUCUUCUCAGACUCCAUUGUUGGUGAAAACAGCCAAUAGUAUGAUUGGUGGUGGUAAUAAUGCCGCAAGUGGCGUCGGUGCUAACCCAGCUCCAUCAGCUACAGUAGCAUCUAACGCCCCCAUCACAGCCGCUGGUGCUGGUACUAGUGGUAACAACAAUAACAACAAUAACAACGUACCACUACCGUUGUCACAUUAUAAUUUACCUCCACCAAUUUCCACUCAGCAAUUACCAGAUUUUUCUUCAUCAGCCCAGGCUUAUACCACUGAUCCUAACAAUACAACAGUUUUCAUUGGUGGACUAACCCCAAAGAUUAAUGAAAAUCAAUUACAAACCCUUUUCUCACCGUUUGGUAAUAUUCUAACCGUAAAAAUUCCACAAGGCAAAAAUUGCGGAUUUGUUAAAUUCGAGAAAAGAAUUGAUGCUGAAGCUGCAAUUCAAGGCAUGCAGGGUUUCGUGGUAGGCGGAUGCCCAAUUAGAUUGUCAUGGGGUCGUAAUACAGUCUCUACGCCAACAAGUGCUGGUACUGGUAAUAAUAGUAAUAAUGCGAAUCUUCUUCCACAAUUUCUUCAACAGCAGCAACAGCAGCAACAACAGCAACAAUUUUUGACAAAUCAAUCGAAUCCUUAUGCCUAUGUCCCCAUGUCACAUUCAUCAUCUUCAGUUCCUUCUCAACCGCUAGAUGUUUAUCAAAACUCGAUGAUGCAAGCUCAAGCGGUGCAAGCGGCUCAAGCCCAAGCCCAAGCCCAAGCCCAAGCUCAAGCUCAAGCUCAAGCUCAAGCACAAGUUCAAGCCCAAGCACAAGCCCAAGCCCAAGCUCAAGCCCAAGCUCAAGCUCAAGCCCACGCACAAGCUCAGGCGCAAGCAAGAGCCACACAGGCCGCACAGGCCGCACAAGCCCAACAAAUGUGGUGGUCAGGUAAUCCUUCAUGGGUACCUACGUCUGGUGGUGGUCCCUAUCCAGGUGGAAUUUACGGCGGUGGUCCUGGUGGCAACGAACCACUAGCGACUCCUCAGCAGAUGAAUAUGCCACUUAUGUAUCAACAAUUGGCAAGGGCUCAAUCUACAGAUUCUUCUCAGGGUGAUUCGAAUGGUCGGUUUGACUUGGUUAACGAACCAACUAGUACAGGUGGUAGUAUACCACCAAUUCCACCCCCAGUGCUAAGGUAA